UUGCAGUUAACUUGGAGUAACGAUUUUGAUUUCCUGUAUCAACUGGGAGCCAAUAUUUACACCUAUAUUUUUGAAGCCAAUCCACAAGCUAAAUCUUUAUUUCCAUUUAUUAAAAAAUAUGGUGAAAAUUGGAAAGAAUGCCGAGAAUUUCGAGGUCAAGCUUUAAAAUUUGCUCAGAUUUUAUCGUUAGCUAUUAAACAACUCUAUAGUAUAGAUCAAUUAGUGCCAUUACUGCAUGAGAUUGGUGUUAAACAUUGCAAAUACGCCUAUCGCGGUUUUGAACCGGAACACUGGGACGUCUUUUUGGACGCCAUGGAACAAGCCUUAUCAGAUCAUAUCAAUUGUUUGGAAACCGUUGAAAACAGCCGAAAAUCAGCAGCCGUUGCUGCAUGGCGGACCUUAUCACUAUUUAUAAUCACCCAUAUGAAGAAAGGAUUUCAUGAUGGUUUUAAAAGAGGAUAUAAGUAG
Enterobius vermicularis (human pinworm) is the source of this 468-nucleotide messenger RNA. NCBI's taxonomy places the organism in Eukaryota, Metazoa, Nematoda, Chromadorea, Rhabditida, Oxyuridae. The record is from the annotation of a GenBank genome assembly.